Molecule: messenger RNA, 677 nt
Organism: Sinocyclocheilus rhinocerous
Lineage: Eukaryota; Metazoa; Chordata; Actinopteri; Cypriniformes; Cyprinidae
Product: probable E3 ubiquitin-protein ligase RNF217
Exons: 3
Coding region: 1-663 (220 amino acids)
Molecular function (GO): zinc ion binding
Source: RefSeq, a predicted model, not a curated record
AUGGCUUCCAAAGAGAAUGGAUUCUCAAGACCAGAAAAUACACCAGGGAGGAGUUUCUCUCAGGUCUCAACACAGUUUGAGAAUGGACAGACUGAAUUCAAAUGCCCAGUGUGUGAGGAAACAUGGCCAUAUGAUGAAGUGCGAAAACUGGCGAAACUUUCAGAUGAUGAGAAAUCCAGUUUUGAAGAAAAGCUUGGGACGAAUACUGUUAAGAAUUUAGUUGACUUCAGGGUUUGUCCUGGUUGUAGCACCUUUGUUGAAAGGUUGGAUGUUUCCAAUCUCUGCGUGGAGUGCCCAGUGUGCACAGAAAAGACUGGAGAUUCAUAUGAUUUUUGCUGGAAUUGUUUAAGAGAGUGGAAAGGGUCUCACAAUCGUGCUGAUCGAUGUGGUAACGUGGGAUGUACCAUUGACAAGAAACUGCUGAAAGACUGUCCAAUGAUCUCUUUAACAUACUUUAAAAAUGAAGUGCAGUGCCCAAAAAUCCGUGCAUGCACAUCUUGUGGUGUGCUGAUUGAACACACUAAUGAUGGAUGUAAUAACAUGGAAUGCCCUGAAUGUGACAAUGAGUUUUGCUUUAUUUGUUUAAAUUCUGGCCAUGACUAUGAUGAAGAUCAGCCAUGCAAACUGGCACCAAGGCAAAUAGAUUCUGAAUCACACCAGUAACUGCACUGGAAAAA